Molecule: messenger RNA, 1888 nt
Organism: Hyaloscypha bicolor E
Lineage: Eukaryota; Fungi; Ascomycota; Leotiomycetes; Helotiales; Hyaloscyphaceae
Product: glycosyltransferase family 22 protein
Exons: 4
Coding region: 314-1864 (516 amino acids)
Biological process (GO): GPI anchor biosynthetic process
Cellular component (GO): endoplasmic reticulum membrane
Molecular function (GO): alpha-1,2-mannosyltransferase activity
Source: RefSeq, a predicted model, not a curated record
UCUGCAUAUACAGAUCUAAAAUACUUGAUAUUUGCCUUGCACAACUCCUCUUAGAGCAAAGCAAUGAGCUGCCCUUAAAAUUGGUCAUCUUACAACAGUUCUCCAUUCUCCUAAAUCCGCUCUUGCCGAACCCGAUCUGACAGCCGACCCCCUGUCAAUGAAAAGAACGCGACAUUUGGAGCAUCCAAGACACUCUCCCAACCUUUCGGACAGCCCACAGAGCCAGAAUCACCAAUGAUCUCUGUAUCUUUCACGUCGCAUCUGCGAAUACCUUCUUACCGAUGUCCCCAUUUCGUACAGUAGACAAGCCAUAAUGUGGAGGCGCGCAUACUUGUUUCUGGUUCUUGUCCGUCUUUACUUUGCUCUGUCGCCGAGUUAUCUCCACCCGGAUGAGAACUUCCAAGGCCCAGAGGUAAUAGCAGGCCAGAUCUUCAGCUACCCUGUCCGACUUACUUGGGAAUUCACAUCCGACAGUCCUGUACGAAGCGUCUUUCCAUUAUGGCCCGUCUACGGUCUGCCCAUGCUUCUCCUUCGAUGGUUGUGGAUAGGAAAUGGGAAUGAUGGCGAAAUACCCCCAAUAGCCGUGUUCUGGACCCUCCGAGUUUUGAUGUUUGUUUUGAGCUUUGUGCUGGAGGAUUGGGCGCUUCACGAGUUGGUUUCGUCACCUAGACAUCGUAGGGUUGCUGUUUUGCUGGUUGCUUCAUCCUACGUUACUUGGACAUACCAGACCCAUACUUUUUCGAACUCGAUAGAGACCUUGGCUGUGGCUUGGAGUCUGGUCUUGAUUGACAGGAUUGUAGAGAAUAAACAACGAUCUUCUGCCUUUGCUUCAGCUAUUCUAGCAUUUGUGGUUGUCUUCGGCAUAUUCAACCGAAUUACCUUCCCAGCGUUCUUAAUAAUUCCUGGACUUCGAAUGAUACCCCAUUUCGUCAAGAAACCUUUUGCUCUUCUAGCUGCGAUUCUCUCAGCACUUCUUACGACUUUUAUUGCAGUUUAUUUAGACACAAAAUUCUACACCGAUCACUCGGUCACCUGGUCUUAUCUCUUCUCCCAUCCGACCAUCACACCACUCAACAAUCUCUCAUACAACCUUAAUAGCAGCAAUCUUGCAACCCAUGGCCUUCAUCCGUGGUAUCAACACACGCUCAUCAAUCUUCCACAACUUCUUGGCCCAGCAGCCUUCCUACUCUUCCUUCGACCACACCUCUCCCUACGACUUUAUUCGGCGAUAUCCGGUGUAUUCGUCCUGUCGAUCUUCCAACACCAAGAAGCGCGAUUUCUUCUUCCUACGAUACCCCUAAUUCUCUCUUCAGUUCAACUACCGAAGAAUCAAACAUAUCUUCGAAUAUGGGCGGGACUUUGGAUUCUUUUCAACUUGUUCUUUGGGCUCUUGAUGGGCGUAUACCACCAAGGAGGCAUUGUCCCAACCCAGGUCUUCUUGAGCAAGCAACCAGACGCCACCCAUGCAAUCUGGUGGAAAACCUACAGUCCGCCAAUCUGGCUACUGAACGGCAAGAACGAAGUCCUCCAAACGUACGACAUAAUGGGCAUGAAAGGGCCUUCUAUGCUGCGCGAGCUCAGCGCUCUCGCAACAUGUCACAACCCUUCUACAAACACAACAGCAUACCUGGACGAAAGCGGAGGUACAUAUCUGAUUGCGCCGUUUUCAGCGACGUUUUUGGAUCAGUACGUAGCAGCCGAGGAACCACAACUCAGAUUUCAAGAAGUGUGGAAGUACAAGCAGCACUUGAAUCUGGAUGAUUUGGAUUUCGGCGAUGAUGGAUUUUGGGCUACGAUCGAGAGGGUGAUUGGCAGGAGAGGAUUAAUCGCCUGGAGAGUAACGAAGGAGUGUGCGGAAAAAUAGAAAAUUAAAUUUGUUCGCUACUCG